Messenger RNA from Lachancea meyersii CBS 8951, 1386 nucleotides. The record is from the annotation of a GenBank genome assembly. Lineage: Eukaryota; Fungi; Ascomycota; Saccharomycetes; Saccharomycetales; Saccharomycetaceae.
AUGGCUGAGUCUGUCAAUGUCAUUGGAGCUGGGCUCGUAGGAUGCCUUGCCGCCAUCGCACUAGCCAAAAGAGAUUUUGAAGUCACCCUUUUCGAUUAUCGUCAGGACCCAAGGCUGGAAACCACCAAAGAUAGAAACCUUAGGUCUAUAAACUUGGCCAUUUCGGCCCGCGGAAUCACUUCUUUGGAGUUCGUCGACGAACAAAUCAGUCAAAGAGUUCUCAAAAAUAUGAUACCCAUGCGUGGCCGUAUGAUCCACGAUCUUGCCGGAAAUCAAGAAUCUCAAGAUUACGGCCUUUUCGGUGAGUGCAUCAAUUCCAUCGAUCGGUCCGUGCUCAACAACAACUUGCUCGACGAAGUGGACCGUUUCAGCAAUAUUCAUGUGAAAUUUGGUCACAAGUUGUCGCGGGUCGAUUUCUCUCGCGAGAAGCAGACCUGCGUGUUUACCACGGACGCAAAGGAACAGAAGUCGUACGAUGCCGAUUUUGUUGUGGGCUGUGAUGGCGCUUACUCUACAACACGUUCCCAAAUGCAGCGGGAAGUGAGAAUGGACUAUUCUCAAGAAUACAUCGAUUGCUGCUACAUCGAGUUGUAUAUUCCGCCUGCAGAAACCCAAGACGCAACCUUCGGUUCCUUCGUCAUGUCCCCCAACCACUUACACAUCUGGCCCCGUCACAAUUUUAUGCUCAUUGCGCUCGCCAAUGGCGACGGUUCGUUCACUUCGACCUUCUUCGGCCCCUGGUCUUUGGUGGAGUCUCUGGACUCCAGAACCAAGAUCGAAGAAUUCUUGAAGUGCAAUUUUUCGGACGCUUUGGACGUGAUGGGCCAUAAAAACGCAGUUGAUGCUUUUGAGCGCAAUCCUCGCGGUGCCUUGAUGUGCGUUGAAUGCAAGCCAUACCAUGUGGACCAAGGUCGUGCCAUUAUAUUAGGAGACGCAGCACACUCUAUGGUUCCCUUCUAUGGACAAGGCAUGAACUGCGGUUUCGAGGACGUCAAAGUGUUGAUGCGUUUGUUAGACGCACACCCACAGGACCGUGCUGCUGUUUUUGCCGAGUACAGUCUCAAUCGGCACGAAGAUCUUGUAUCCAUUAUCAAGCUGGCCAAGGACAACUACAAGGAAAUGUCGCAUGGCGUCACUUCGCGGCUCUACUUGAUACGAAAGAAACUGGACACCUUACUGGGGAAAUGGCUGAAAGACAAAUGGCUUCCACUCUACACCAUGGUGUCGUUCAAAGCUGACAUUCCCUACCAUAAAGCCAUUUUGACAGAACAGAGACAGAAGAGAAUUUUGGCCUAUAUUCAAGCAGUUAUUCUUGCCACACUACCGAUAGGAGGACUUGGUCUCUACAAAAUUAUAAGGAAAACACUCAAGAACUACAGAAAGUGA